AUGAGCGAUGGUCCUAUCGUCAGUGGUCAACUAAAGAAAUUUGUAUUUCGUGGAAAAUCCCUCAACAACGGAGACACUCGAGGUGAUUAUUUGGAAAUAGUAAUACCCGAACUAUUAUCUGCGGGCUAUUCAUUUUACACGUGGCCCUCUGCUCCGCUAUUAGCUUGGUACCUGUGGAGUCAGCGAAAAAUUCUACGUGGACUACGAAUAUUGGAACUUGGUUGCGGAACUGGACUGCCCGGUAUUUUAGCUGCCAAGUGUGGUGCUCACGUGACUCUCACAGAUAGCGUUGCACUCCCGCGAUCGCUGCAACACUUAUCGGGUUGCUGUGAAGCAAAUGGUCUUAUUCCAGGUCGUGAUGUUCAAAUAUUAGGACUAGCUUGGGGCCUAUUUUUAGCUGAUGUGCACAACUUACGUCCAGUAGACUUAAUAUUAGCUUCAGACUGUUUUUACGAACCCUCACAAUUCGAAGAGGUAUUAUCUACCGUUGCUUAUUUGCUUGACGGUACUGACUCUAGAUUUUUGUGUGCUUACCAGGAGCGGAGCACGGACUGGUCCAUUGAGGCUCUUCUGCAGAAGUGGGGCUUAAAAGGCGCAUUACUCGACUUGGAUUCCUUAAGUGAAAGUUCUGGUAUAGAUUAUAGAGCACUAGUUGGUGAUCGUUCAUUACAUUUACUAGAAAUUGUUUCAGUGUAGGUUAUGGCAAGCACAGUUAGAGCAGUACGCCUAUUUAUCGGCAACUUGCCAUGGACUGUUGGACAUCGCCAAUUAAGAGAAUACUUUUCCCAGUUUGGCCCAGUGCAAAGUGCCAGAGUUGUUUUUGAUCGCUCAACAGGAUUAAGCAAAGGUUAUGGUUUUGUUGAAUUUGUGAGUUCAGCUGAUGCUGCCAAUGCAACAAAUAA
Molecule: messenger RNA, 902 nt
Organism: Pieris rapae (cabbage white)
Lineage: Eukaryota; Metazoa; Arthropoda; Insecta; Lepidoptera; Pieridae
Product: probable methyltransferase-like protein 23
Exons: 1
Coding region: 1-696 (231 amino acids)
Cellular component (GO): nucleus; cytoplasm
Source: RefSeq, a predicted model, not a curated record